CGCCUUCCUUCCUAUAAGCGUCAACAGAAACUCAUCUGCAUUCACCUUAUUGAGACACACCGCAUAAUGUUGAACAUGGAGAAGCGAUGGUGCCCCGCAUUGACGGUCCUCUUGUCAUCGAUAAUCUGCAUCACUUUGAGCACUGUUAUUUCCUCGAAUGGGGCGGUCAUGGCGUCGCAACAGUUUACAGCCAUGUUUGCAUUUGGAGAUUCAUUGACUGACCCAGGAAAUAACAACUACCUCAACUCUUUAGCUAAAGCCAAUUACGUUCCUUAUGGCAUUGAUUUCUACCAAGGACCUUCUGGCAGAUUCUGCAAUGGAAGAACCAUCAUAGAUUAUCUUGGAGAUCUGUUGGAGCUUCCUCUUCUUCCAGCCUAUGCAAAUCCUUUUGCCACUGGAAGAAACAUUCUCAAGGGAGUUAACUAUGCUUCAGCUGCUGCAGGGAUUCUUGCUGAGACAGGCCAAAAUCUAGGCCAGCGGUUCAACUUAAACGAUCAAAUUCUGAACUUCGAAAGCACAUUGAAUCAACUGAGGAACCAAAUGAACCAACAGGAACUGAGCCAAUAUUUGUCCCAGUCUUUGGUUGUGAUGACCCUUGGUAGCAAUGACUAUAUCAACAAUUAUCUUCAGCCUUCUUUUUAUUCCACUAGCUCCACUUACAAACCCAAUGACUAUGCUAAUCUUGUCAUAAACCAUUAUUCAAGGCAGAUCUUGGCAAUCCAUAAUUUGGGACUGAGAAAGUUCUUCUUGGCCGGAGUUGGUCCGCUUGGUUGCAUCCCUAGUCAGCUAGCAACCGGUCUUGCCCCACCGGGGAAGUGUGUAUCCUAUGUGAAUGAUAUUGUUAGUAUGUUUAACACGAGACUCAGAUCCCUUGUUGAUCAGCUAAACGCACAAUAUCCUGGUUCAAUCUUUGUCUAUGGCAACACUUACGGUGCCUUUAAUGACGUACUUGACAAUGCCAAUGCCUAUGGGUUUAGGGUUAAGGAUCGAGGGUGCUGUGGAAUUGGAAAGAAUAAAGGGCAGAUAACUUGCCUACCAUUUUCAGUCCCAUGCAUCAAUAGGAACCAACAUGUCUUCUGGGAUGCCUUCCAUCCAACCCAAGCUGUGAAUCAAAUUCUUGCUAGAAAAGCUUACAAUGGUCCUCCUUCUGAUUGCUAUCCGGUCAAUGUACAAAAAAUGGCACAAAUGUAGCUCCGACUCAUCUUUUACACUUGUCAUGUGCGUUUCAUUUUAUAUGCAGUUGAAUUGCAUUAACGUUUUAUGUACGAGAAUACUUAAUUCACCACCAUUAUGCUUCACAGUAUUACCAUGGGAAAGGGAAUAUAAAAGGGUAAGAGAGCACCUUAAUUUUGGGGACAAAAAUUGGAUGAGUAACUUACUUAACUUGUGG
Ilex paraguariensis (yerba mate) is the source of this 1390-nucleotide messenger RNA. The record is from the annotation of a GenBank genome assembly. Lineage: Eukaryota; Viridiplantae; Streptophyta; Magnoliopsida; Aquifoliales; Aquifoliaceae.